Molecule: messenger RNA, 6854 nt
Organism: Ochotona curzoniae (black-lipped pika)
Lineage: Eukaryota; Metazoa; Chordata; Mammalia; Lagomorpha; Ochotonidae
Gene: BACH1
Product: BTB domain and CNC homolog 1
Exons: 5
Coding region: 1744-3966 (740 amino acids)
Biological process (GO): regulation of transcription by RNA polymerase II
Molecular function (GO): DNA-binding transcription factor activity, RNA polymerase II-specific; RNA polymerase II cis-regulatory region sequence-specific DNA binding; protein binding
Source: RefSeq, a predicted model, not a curated record
AUUUUCCCACUUAAAAUCCUUAAAAAGUUGUGAUUUUGCUGUUUCUAUAAGUAUCUCUGCUACUUACAUCCAUGCACUAUUUCUUGUUUUACAUUUUCAUUCAGUUUUUAAAAAUAUUCCCAUUUACAUAUCCUAUUCCAUCAUGAUUAAAAUUUUUAUUAAGGCUGAGAGGAAAUGAUUUUAGGAAAUGAGGUGAUCAGAGAUGGAUGGGGCAGUGGUGGUAUACAGGGCAUACUGGGAGAAGGGGUGUGGAAGAGGAGGUGGGAGUGCCCAGUCCCCUAGAACCGAGGGGGCAGCGCCUUUGCAGAACCCCAGGUGACGGAUACUGCUGCUGUUCAAGGCUGCACAGUUGCCCGUAUUUACUAUUGCUAACUUAGGUCCGCCAGUCACCACUUAAUGCCCUUCCUGCACACAUGAACCCUAAUGACUAUUUUGUGAAACAUAUUUCUCAUUAACUGAAUAUUAUGGUUAAAUGAAAAUGGGCCAAAAAGUAGUUUUUAUUGAAGACUUCAUGAUGAAUACCUUUCAGAAGGUCUGCGUUCCUGUGUAAAUUGAUGUUGAAGAUUAUUCUUGUCUAUUUCUUCUCUCUGAGGCAUCAUUUUCAUUCCAGACGUACCUAGUUAUGUUCUGAGUGUAUGUAACUUGUAGAAAAGAAUGUCUGGCAUUGAGUCAUGUUCAUUGAAGCUGACAAGUGAUGGCAGCCGUUUUGUUUUAAAUGAAUACUUGGUAUUAGAUGACUCGUUAUACCUUUCCUAUUAAGAAUUAAAAUACAACAUAGUCUUUUGAGACUCGGGCUGAAUGACAUUUUAUCUGCUUCACGUGUGUGAAACUUUAUCCUCAUACAAAGUUACCUUCUGAAUUUUUGUCUUAUAAAGAUUAUACGGAUGACUGUGAUCAAAUAUUCUUGAGAUUUACAAGGCUUUCUUUAACAGGCAGAUAAUGGCGAAGCAUUUUGUUUCCUUUUCUGUCUUUUGAAAGCAGAUGCGUCACAUUUUAGCUAUGUUAGCACUACAGGUUGUGUAUAUUGGAUGGAGAGCAGAAGUUAUUUCUAAGUUGGGGUUCAGGAAGCUUAGGAAAUGCCUAUUCAUACUUUAUCAGCACUUGCGUGUGAGUCAGCAGUUUGCUAAGGCCUGCAAACAUUUAUUUGGAACUGUCUAGUUAGUAUGUAUUGCAAAAAGUGGGAGAAAUUCUGGUGUAACAAAAUUCUAAAUUUGGUGCUCAAAUUCAUGAUGGCUUUAGGCUGCAUUGUUAAUGCAAGGGAAUUUCGCAGUCUUUAUGGAAAGAUAGAAUUAAAAAUCAAGUUUACUUUGGUACAUUAUUUUGAAAGCCACAGAAAAUUUUUGUGAUACUUUUCAUAAUCUGUUCAAGACAAUUUGUAUACUGUUUUUUUUUCAUGUUGGAGAACUGUUGAAAGAUAUUUGAUAGAUAUUGGAAUAAUGUGUUAUUAUCUGGUGUAAUCAUUACAUAGUUAUCAAGUGAAAAUGGAUUUGUUGACCACUGAGUUUUCAAGAAUUAGAAAAUUUGAUUUUUAUAACACUGUUCUGUAUUGCCUAUACUAAUUAGAGUCAGGCUGUGUGUGUCUAAAGAUACCAACUUGAUCUUCCUUGGCCAGUUGUCUUUCAGGUAUUUUUCUAGCUCCCAGUGGUAGGAGUGGGACCCUCUUCCCUUACAGCUCUGGAGAAGGUUGAUGCCAGUUAGAAGAAUGCGCUCCACUGAACUUUCAGGCACCGUUUGUUACGCAGGAUGUCUCUGAGUGAGAACACAGUUUUUGCUUAUGAAUCUUCGGUGCACAGCACCAAUGUCUUGCUGAGCCUCAACGACCAGCGCAAGAAGGAUGUGCUGUGCGACAUCAGCGUGUUCGUGGAGGGGCAGCGGUUCCGCGCCCACCGGUCGGUGCUGGCGGCGUGGAGCAGUUACUUUCACACACGCAUCAUAGGCCAGGCUGAGCCGGAGCUGAGCAUUACCCUUCCGGAAGAGGUGACAGUUAAAGGAUUUGAACCUUUAAUUCAGUUUGCUUACACUGCUAAACUGAUUUUAAAUAAAGACAAUGUGGAUGAAGUGUGCAAGUGUGUCGAGUUUUUAAAUAUACACAAUAUUGAAGAGUCCUGCUUCCAGUUUCUGAAAUUCAAGUUUUUGAACUCAACUACAGACCAACAAGAAUGCCAAAGAAAAAAAUGCUUUCCAUCAUACUGUCAGAAAAAAGACCUUAAAUUUUCACUUGUGGACCAGAGGGAUCUAGACGUUGAUGAAGUGAAAGAAUUUGUGGAAAACAAAACUGCUCCUCAGUCUAAACUCCGCCGGUAUCAAGACGAUGCCAAAGUGGCACCUCCCCUCCAAGAUAGUGCCAGUCAGACGUAUGAGUCCAUGUGCCUAGACAAGGAUGCUAGUCUGGCUCUGCCGUCUCUGUGUCCCAAGUACAGAAAGUUCCAGAAGGCUUUUGGAACCGACAGAGUUCGUACAGUGGAAUCCAGUGUGAAGGAUGCUCGUGCUGCUUCUGUUCAGCCUAAUGAGACAUCGGAAAAUGAAUGUCUGGGAGGAGUCCAGGACUGUGCAGACUUACAGGUGAUUUUAAAAUGUGAAGAAAGUAAAUUGUCAUCAGAACGCGAAGAAACAAAGGUGAAAGAUCCUGCCUCUCAGUGCUCAGCCGGAAAAGCAGAUGUGACUCCUUUGGCCCACAAUUCCUCUACGGAUCCCCAUGGACUCUACUCUCUGUCUCUUUUACACACGUAUGACCAGUAUGAGGACUUGACUUUUCCUGGUGUGCAAAACAGUGCAGUGUUAGCAGAGAAGCCUUUGUCAAGUACAGAUGUUCGAGAAGAAAAAACAUUUGGGGAAAGCCAGGAUUUACAUCAGAAACCCGAGCCAGGCCCCAGAGAAGACGGUGGCCAUGCAUCUAGCGAUCGGAGCAGUGUGGAACGAGAAGUGGCAGAACACUUAGCCAAAGGUUUCUGGAGUGACAUUUGCAACACAGACUCUCCUUGCCAGAUGCAGCUGUCACCUGCCGUGGCCAAAGACAGCUCAGAACAGAUCUAUUCGCAGAAACGCUCGGAGUGUCCCUGGUUGGGUAUUAGGAUCAGCGAGAGUCCAGAGCCGGCUCAAAGGACUUUCACAACAUUGAGUUCUGUGAACUGCCCUUUUAUAAGUACUUUGAACAAUGAAGGCUGUUCAAGCAGUUUGGAAAUUGGAAGUGAUGAUUAUGUGUCAGAAGCCCAGCAGGAACCCUGUCCUUACGCUUGCGUUAUCAGCUUGGGAGAUGACUCCGAGACAGACACAGAAGGAGACAGUGAAUCCUGCUCAGCCAGAGAACAAGAGUGUGAGGUUAAACUACCAUUUAAUGCACAGCGAAUAAUUUCGCUCUCUCGGAAUGAUUUCCAAUCCUUGUUGAAAAUGCACAAGCUGACUCCAGAACAGCUGGACUGUAUCCAUGAUAUCCGAAGAAGAAGUAAAAACAGAAUUGCUGCACAGCGCUGUCGCAAGAGAAAGCUUGACUGUAUACAGAACCUGGAAUCAGAAAUCGAGAAACUGCAAAAUGAAAAGGAGAGCUUGUUGAAGGAAAGGGAUCACAUUUUGUCCACUCUGGGCGAGACGAAGCAGAACCUCACUGGACUCUGCCAGCAAGUCUGCAAAGAAGCCGCUCUCAGUCAGGAGCAGAUACAGAUCCUGGCCAAGUACUCCGCCUCGGACUGCCCGCUUUCAUUCUUGAUUUCUGACAAAGAAAAGAGUACUUCUGAUGGUGAACUUGCACUCCCAUCCAUUUUUAUCUUGUCUGAUGGGCGCCUAGGUGUGUUGCCUCCCAGCGGGAGAGGAACGGGCGAGCCUGGUGGUGUGCCUGGGCAGGAGGUGCAGCCUGCUCCCGCGGCUGGCCCCGAGCAGGCCCGGCCCGUGCCCGAGGAGCAGUGUCGGCAGAGUGGUGGCAUCUCCGAUUUCUGCCAGCAGAUGACUGACAAGUGUACAACGGACGAGUAAAUUUGCAUUCGUUUCCUUCAGACCAUCCAGUUUUCUAUGGACGUUUUGGUGUUGCUUUGAAACCUAGUGUGGCCAUCUAUCACUUACCAACGUUGGUUUCCACCCUGGGAAUUUGUCAUAAAGAGAUUUCUCUUGCGCCUGAAUUCUUCUAGAUUUCCAUGGGAAUGGAGACACAGAAACGAUUUGUCUCUUGAGUACUGACAAAUCACAUGUGAAAAUGUACGCUUUUUGAAAACUCUAUUUUAAAAACAAGUAACUAUUAUUAACAGCUCCUCCCAGUAUUUUUUUAAAAAGUCAGCAAUAUAAAAGCUGGAAACUUCUUCCGAUUCUGUCAAAGAAGUGGCUCAUAGAGGUUUAAAAACUUGACCUGUUCACAGUAUGCUGAUUUAACAGAAAGUUUCGUCCUGAGCCAUGCGGAUAGAGUUCUGUUGUAUUAGGAAAUGUCGGUCAGCUUGGUGGAUGGACGUGUUUGCACAGAGCUGCAGUUUUGUUUUAAUCCUUGAGCUUUGCUCUUCAGCUCUACAGGGAGAGCUUUCCUAGACUUCUUUGUGAUCCUGGAAGGUGUCAGAAGCAGAGCUGGCCUGGAGGCAGGGCUUCUGCUCCUUCUCCAUUUCAGCUGUCCAGUUACUGGCUGCGAAAUGAUACAUAAGUGUCACGCCCCCACCAACCUUUUUUUUUUUUCCUUUGUAUAGUCUCUGCUGUAUUUAAACCCAUGAUGGAAUUUCCUUUCCUGUUAGUGGAGACUCCGGUUGGAGUUGCUUGUGUGGACAUGCUGGUAGCCCUCUGUGGCCUUGCUGGCAUUUGGGGGUGCUUUCCAGUGGACAGGUCUGUUUCCAUUCCCAACAUAGAUUUCCAGUGCCAGAAAAACUGGGCAUCCAAAAGAGAGAAAUUAAAGACAUUUACUAGGAAUUCCUUUAGUUUUUCAUCCUGCUUUUUAAAUCCUGUGGUUUACUUUUGAAAAACAUUUGUAGUUAAAAUUGUGUCUGUAAUAGCUCUGCCGGUUUGUGAGAAAUUGAUAAAUUCAAUCUUCUUGCACUAUGAAUUUGCAUUUAGAAUCCAGGUUCAGUCCUUACUCUUUUUUCAAGUUUGAUGUGGCAAAGAGAUGCAAAAUCAGCUUUUCUGUCUUAUCUAGUCUUGUUAUGAAAUAUAUUCUGAUCACCCAGCUUGUAACAGUCUGCAGUAAUUGAUAGCUAUUGUGGAAACACAGACUUCCUCAAGAGUCAGGUGAUAACGAUGGAUCUUCUCAGCAAUUAAAAAUAAACUUCUUGUAUGAGUUGAGUUUCUCUAACCUGAGAAAUCUUUGAAAUGUUCCAAAAUUCAAAACUGAGUGUUGACAUGAGACCCCAAGCAGAAUGCUCGCAGUUGACCUCGUUGUGAUGGGUUGCUGGCAAACUGCAGGUGCACAAGAAACAUUGUCUAAAGGCCAUGUGGACAGUAUCUGUAACAUAAAUGGACUCCCUCCUCAAGAUAGCAUAUAUGAUAUAUUUGCAAAUUUUGCAAACCCUAAGACACUUUUUGGUUCCGGCCGUUUCAGAAAGGGCUACUCAGCCUGUAUUCACACUUAAUAGAGGCGUUCGCAGAAUCUAGUUUUAAAGUGUACAGGAGAGUCCACCUCUGUGCUCUUGGCCAGAAAGCACUGGAUUUCUCCAAGACCAUGCACCUGAGACAGAGAGAUCACUAUAGACUACAUGCUGUGUCUAGUGAGAGCCUGGGUGGCUAACCUGGAGACCACCAACUACCUUAUAUGAAUGAGCUAGAAGCAAGUUGAUCUUCGCUGUGAGAAUGCAUGGGGACCACUCUUGGUAUUUGAGAAUAAUUUGUCAAUUGUUACCCUUUUUCAUCAAAGUGUAGGUGUGAAAGAUACUGCUUGUAUCUUCAGUGGUUUGUAUAUUAUCUCUUACGGACUUGGUCGUAACAGAAGAUUCAUUGGGAUUGUCUCCUGGAGCAUGUCAAAAGUACCCUCAGUUUUUCAGGGAGAAUAUUUCUGUGAUAAUGUAUCCCGUUCUCCAAAACAAUGAUAAAUAUCUGUAUCCAGAACUAGGUCUAGAUAUCCUCAUUAACUGUUUCUUCUAUGAUAGUUUGAAAUUUCAAGCAUAAUAUAAGAGAACAUGGAACUUUCCUGGUUUACAUAAUGUAAAAUCUUGUUCCAAGCCAGUGGAACCCUUGAUUUCCUACCUCAGCUGUCUGUCAUAUCAGUUUAUGUAUUUGAAAAUGUCAGAUCACCUUUUCCUAAUUUUUAAUCGCUACUGUAAAUAUUUGCUUUGAAACAUGGUUACCUAGUAUGUCAUGAUAAAACAGCUGUCUCUGGAGUUUAAAUUUAAUUUUUAUGACACUUGGUUUCCAUUUCUCUAUACUAUAAACAGUUUAGCAUUAAGGGUUUAUUUUAAUGUUGUCUAAUUAGUGGCCAUGUGUAAUAUUUCUUAACAUUUAGCAUUACUUUUAAUAGCCAGCAUGUAAUACAAGUACCUACACUACCUCAUACUUAAAUGAUUUUCAAGGUGUAAUAUAGAUGGACAGAUAAAAAAUAUUUUAUCUUUGUCUUUUGGCCACAAAGUGGGGAAGUUUUCUAUAUAUUGCAUAGCAUUACACAUUCAUGCCUAUUUUAACAUUAACUUCUACAGAAGUUUUUUUCUAAGAAAAUUUAACUCAAGGCACUAUUAUUUCUUCUUUCUUUUUUUUUUUUUUUGAGGCUGCCGAAGACAAAUGACAGGAUUAUGUGUAUACAGCGUAUGCCUUUUUCCUUCAUGCAGAAUCUUAGAAGUAUUGUUUUCAGUUUGUUCGUUGUGUAUUUACAUGAUCAUUGUUCCUUUAUGAACCGAGUCCUCUUCUCAGUGCUUGCAGAUUUUUAAAAAGCUGUUGUCUGACUCAAUAAAAACAGUAUCUUAAAA